ACAUCACAUCUCCGGUGCGCGGCCGGGAUUGGACGGCUCCUCCGCCGCCGGGGGCCCCGCUUGAACACGGAGCUCCGCUCGCUCAUUGGUUAGACACGUGUCUGGGGCGUUUCACACUGGGACUUGCCCGGUUGUGUCCGGGUAAGAUGGCGUUGGAAGAGCAGUGCUCGGCACCACCUCAGUGGCGGUCCAUAUCCCUGACACACGUCGAGUUCGCCGAGGGUGAUCUGGCGGGACACGUGCUGGCCUACAUCAGUCUCCUGCCCAUAGCAAUCCUUGUGGGUUUUGUCACACUUAUAGUGUUUAAACGGGAGCUGCACACGAUUUCCUUCUUCGGAGGGCUCCUCCUGAACGAAGGGGUGAACUGGCUCCUCAAGCACAUUCUCAGAGAGCCGCGCCCAUGUGCAGGGUCUCACACAAACCUGCAGACAGAUUAUGGGAUGCCCUCCAGUCAUUCCCAGCUCAUCUGGUUCUUCGUUGUUUACUUCUUUCUUUUCCUUUAUUUAAGAAUGCAUCAAACGAACAACGCUCGAUGUGUGGACCUGCUGUGGAGACACAUACUGUCCAUCAUCCUGUUGGGCAUAGCCUUAUCAGUCUCAUACAGCAGGGUCUACCUGUUGUAUCACACCUGGAGCCAGGUUGUCUACGGCGCACUAGCCGGUUGUACGAUUGGCAUAGUCUGGUUCUUUUUCACACAGGAGGUGCUGACACCAUUAUUCCCCAAAAUAGCAGCGUGGCCAAUAUCAGAGUACUUCCUGGUGCGAGACACAAGCCUGAUCCCCAACAUCUUAUGGUUUGAGUAUACAGUGACCAGAUCAGAGGCGAGGAACAGACAACGAAAACUUGGAACAAAACUUCAGUGAUCUGCAGUUUUUUUUUUGUGAAACUGAGUUUAGGACCACACAUGUAUACACAGACACAUUACACACACACACAAACAAAUGCUCACUCGACAAAAACACACUGGAGAACCAUCUUUUUUUGGACUGACGUGGUUGCAAGGAGUAAAGGGCAAAAAAAAAAAAAAAAAAACGUUUACAGGUGGCGAAUGAGUGCCUGGACCCGGCCCGGAGCCUACAGCCUGAGCAAGUCCGUCGACACGCCUCUCCUUCUUGUACAGCUUGCCCAAAAAAAUGCUCUUCAAUGCAUGCAAGACUGUGCAAGAGGCAUACUAUUUAAUGAUAGAUUAAUAUAUAUAUUUUAACUAUAAACGCACGCUGACAGUAACAGUGUACUGUAAGAGAGAGUCAAGGAGCCUAAACAAAAAAUUUAAAAAAAGGAGGGCUUUGGUCACGUUUCAAACACAGCGGUGGGCGUCAUUGCAGCAUGUAUUUAGUGAUUUUUUUUUCUUUUUUUUUAUAUUCUGAUGGAUAGCUGGUGGGAACGGGUGGGACGGGGGGUUGGUUAUGGUUAGGUUUUCCAUUUUUCAUUGUUAUAAUAAUAGAAAAAGAACAAUUUCUAAAAAAAACAAACAAAAAAAUUGGUUAUGAUGUAAUAUAAAUGAAAUUUGCACUUUGUGAAAUUUACAAGUAUAAAAAAACAACAAAAAAACAAACAAACGACUAACACUAGUUAAAUGUUAAGACUCUUCCCCCUCUUUCCCCUCAUCGGUCUUCGCUUUGUAUCUAUGACUGUCAGUCCUUUAAUAUAUUAGACUCCAAAGCUGAUCUGCGAGCGGUGUAAAUCUAACGUACCUCCUCUACUAUCGAGCAUCGAGGUUGUGUUUUCUGUUCAUAUCCACGUCCGAGGAUUAUGAGACUGAAUCACAAGUUUCAGUUCUUUUUUUCUUUUGUUGUUGUUGUUGAUGAACACACUUUGAACUGAGGUGGUGUUUUCUUAAUGCCUCACACAUAUACACACACACACACACACA
Messenger RNA from Larimichthys crocea (large yellow croaker), 1873 nucleotides. It is a transcript of the gene dolpp1, whose product is annotated as dolichyldiphosphatase 1. Bases 147 to 863 code for a protein of 238 amino acids. Gene Ontology annotation, cellular component: intracellular membrane-bounded organelle; endoplasmic reticulum membrane. The transcript is spliced from 8 exons. Gene Ontology annotation, biological process: lipid biosynthetic process; protein N-linked glycosylation. NCBI's taxonomy places the organism in Eukaryota, Metazoa, Chordata, Actinopteri, Sciaenidae. Gene Ontology annotation, molecular function: dolichyldiphosphatase activity. The record is from RefSeq and is a predicted model, not a curated record.